AUGAAAGAUUUUUGUCUGGAGAAGCCACUACUUGAAGGAGGUGGGUCUAAGGUAUUUAUAAGUACGGAAAGUGUUCAGAAGAGGCUAAUCUAUGCGAUUAUCUUUUGUAUAAUCUUCGCAGUAAUAGAGGUUGUUGUUGGUAUAUUAUCAAAUUCCCUAGCAUUAAUAUCAGAUGCAUCUCACCUUAUUUCUGACAUAUGUAGUUACCUCAUUUCUUUAUUUGGUAUUUAUCUGUCCAAAAGAAAGGCAACUGAAACGAUGUCAUUUGGCUACAAUAGGGCUGAAAUAAUUGGAGCUUUGCUAAGCAUUCUACUGAUAUGGAUGAUGACAAUUAUGCUUGUUUAUGAAGCCAUUCAGAGAAUGUUGUACCCUGUAAGUGUUGAUGGCUUUUCUAUGUUUGUUACUGCUAUCUUUGGCACUUUGUCUAAUUUAUUCAUUAGCUUUGUCUUAUCCGUUCACAACCAUGGAAUGGGAUCUAUUGGAGCUGAUUGUGGACACCAACACAGUCAUUGUAAAGAAUAUGUGCAUGAGCAUGAGUAUGAAUAUAGACAUCAAUGCAAACAGGCUCACCUCCAAAAUGAAUUUCAUAACAAAGAUCAACAAUUUGAGGCUCGAGAACAGAUUGGAGGAAUUAACAACGCUACUUUGUUGGGAUCUCAACAAAGAAACCAAAUGAAAACUAAAGAUAUAGAUGAUGAAGUAGAUCAUUACACUAAUUUAAUGCAAUCUCCUGUUCUAAAAAGAGUAAACUCUUCUACUAAAAAAGAAUGCAUAGGUUUUCAAAAUGACUACUCUCACCUAGAGAAUCAUAAUCAUUAUCCUAACAAACACUCCUCUGAUGAAGAAAGCUUAGCACUAAGAUCUGCUUAUAUCCAUGUGAUAGGGGAUAUCUUGCAGAACAUUGGAGUUAUGAUUGCUGGGUUACUUAUUUGGUACAAACCAACAUGGACUAUUGCUGACCCUCUAUGUACCAUUUUAUUCUCAUUCUUCGUCCUUGCAACAACAUUCAGAAUCUUAAAAGAUUCUACUAAUGUCCUAAUGGAAGGAACUCCAGUAGGAAUUGAUUGUUUAUCAAUUCAAAAAGACUUCCUCAAACUCUCUUCAGUACUUGAAGUACACGAUCUGCAUGUUUGGUCCCUUUCUGUUGGAAUUCCUGCAUUAUCUUGUCACAUCGUAGUAGCCUCAGAAGAAAGUGCCAGAGUUACUUUAAGGUAUGCAACAGAUCUUUGUCAGAAAAAGUAUGGGAUAUUUCAUACUACUAUUCAAAUUGACUAUUCUUCAAAUAAGGUUACAUGUGGAACAAUACAUCAUCAAAAAUGUCUUAUUGUUUCCAAUCACCAAAAUAAAUAUGAAGAUCUGGAAGUAAUUCCUCGAAUUGAUUAUUCUGCCUAA
This is a messenger RNA of Cryptosporidium ubiquitum, 1392 nucleotides long. RefSeq names its product zinc transporter. The record is from RefSeq and is a predicted model, not a curated record. Gene Ontology annotation, cellular component: plasma membrane. The transcript has a single exon. Gene Ontology annotation, biological process: zinc ion transmembrane transport. Gene Ontology annotation, molecular function: zinc ion transmembrane transporter activity. NCBI's taxonomy places the organism in Eukaryota, Apicomplexa, Conoidasida, Eucoccidiorida, Cryptosporidiidae. Bases 1 to 1392 code for a protein of 463 amino acids.